CUGGUUUAUACUGGUCUGUACUGGUCUGUACUGGUUUGUACUGGUUUACACUGGUCUGUACUGGUCCAUACUGGUCCAUACUGGUCCAUACUGGUUUAUACUGGUGGCAGAUCAUGGAUGCCCCCUUCGAGGCUGCUGAUGACGAAGGUGACGAUGACGAGGAUGAGCAGUCGGUGGCGCAGGCUCAGGAGCGCCUCCUGCAGGCGCUGAUGCGCGGCGCGGCGCGGGCGCUGCCCCGGCGGGAGCUGCGGCGGGACUGGGACGUGCUGCGAGAGCUCGGCCGCGGCUCCUACGGACGCGUGCUGCUGGCACGGCCCCGGCGCGGCGGUGCGCAGGUGGCGCUGAAGCUGCUCUCCAAGGAGCGCACGCCCAGGUGGGGCUUCCUGCGGGAGUUCUGCACUCACCUGUGCCUGCGGGGGGCGCUCACCUGCGUCCAGGUGCUGCCGCUCGCCUUCGAGACCCCCACGGAGUUCGGCUUCGCCCAGGAGCUCGCACCUGCCGGGGACCUGUGCGGGCUGCUCACACCUGGGGUGGGUCUCCCGGAGCCGCAGGUGAAGCGCUGCGCCGCCCAGGUGUCGUCCGCCCUGGCUUACCUGCACGGCCACGCCCUGGUGCACCGCGACCUGAAGCUGGACAACGUGCUGGCCUUCGACCGCGACUGCCACCUGGUCAAGGUGGGCGACUUCGGGCUGACGCGCGUGCAGGGCUGGCAGGUGCGCCCCGCCCGCGGCCCCGCCCCUUACACCGCCCCGGAGCUGCUGCAGGUGCGCCCAGGUGCGGCGCGGCGGCGGCGCCUGGAGCCCGCGGCCGACACCUGGGCGUUCGGCGUGCUGCUCUUCGCGCUGCUCACCGGCGCCUUCCCCUGGGCCUCACCUGCGCGCUCCGACCCCGCCUUCCGCCGCUUCCGGGCGUGGCACGGCCGCACCUGCGCAGGUGAGGCGCCGCCGCGGCCGCCGCGCACCUGGCGGGGGCCUGGGGGGGGCGGGGCUGGCGCUGCUGCGGGGGCUGCUCCACCCCCGGCCCGCGCGGCGCUGCCCCCCCGGCGAGGUGCUCAGGUACCUGGGCGGGGCCUGGGCAGGUGA
Molecule: messenger RNA, 1082 nt
Organism: Vidua macroura (Pin-tailed whydah)
Lineage: Eukaryota; Metazoa; Chordata; Aves; Passeriformes; Viduidae
Exons: 5
Coding region: 114-1082 (322 amino acids)
Biological process (GO): peptidyl-serine phosphorylation; peptidyl-threonine phosphorylation
Molecular function (GO): ATP binding; protein serine/threonine kinase activity
Source: RefSeq, a predicted model, not a curated record